Messenger RNA from Spizellomyces punctatus DAOM BR117, 3801 nucleotides. RefSeq lists its product as uncharacterized. NCBI's taxonomy places the organism in Eukaryota, Fungi, Chytridiomycota, Chytridiomycetes, Spizellomycetales, Spizellomycetaceae. The transcript has 12 exons. The record is from RefSeq and is a predicted model, not a curated record. Bases 286 to 3441 code for a protein of 1051 amino acids.
CCACUUUUUUGCACGGCCAACUCUUACUGACAACCACUAGCAGGUCAUAAUAAGAAUUCUGCAUAAAUAUAAGGAAUUUAAUGCAGAUGCAGAUAUCCCCUUCAACGACUGGUGCGAACGAACAGUUGCAAACUCAAAAGUUGAACAUCUAGUAUCACGUGUAAUACCAAAUCGACAGCUUCCCACUUGCGCGGUCAAGCUUCGCCGAGGACCAGCGGAAGCACAUUUCUUCCUUUUUACGUUUGUUGGACAACGGAACAUAGUGUCGCUGAUAUUCUGGGGACCAUGUUCAAGUCAACUGUUGGGCAUGCGCCUGAGGGCGUUCCGGUGCUGCCAGAUCACCAGAUCGAUGCGCUGCUGGCACGAUUGCGAAGCGAAGGUUCCGUUGGGCCCUUCAAGUCUGUGCCCACCGUUGAUGCAAAAACAAAAACAGUCGAUGAGGUGGUUGCCGUCGUACAGGACGGCAUACUGCACGGCAUUCCGGUCGUCGUUCAAAAUUCGUUUGCAGCGUGGAGAGACUCUGGGGAAAACGACCACGAUCUUCAUGAUGACGACCUCUUUACGAUUGACUGGCUGAAACAGAACGAAGAAGGUACACACUUGCUGGUUCGCAAUGUAUGUACAGGUGAGGACGUUGACAUGUCGGUCGGCGCCUUUGUGGAUUACUUGCACGAGAAGCCGCCAGAGGAGAGACAGCAAGAAAGAAACCUAUUGUAUGGAAAAGACAUCGUUUGUCCAGGCGCCUGGGCGGAACGAACGCAUCAAAGACUGCCGGCGUAUUUCCAGUAUAAGGGUCCCAAUGACCUGGUCCCUCUCCUCCCUGCGCAUUUGCAACCCGAUAAUCUGAUGGCAUACGUGGGCUUCGAUGGAACCAAUACCCCAGGGCAUACAGACCUAUGCGGAUCCGUAGGGCACAAUGUCAUGGUUCAUGCCGACGAAGGUGCAAGAGCUAUCUGGUUUCUUGCUGACUCAGGCUCUUUGGAGAAAGUGUCAAAAUUUUGGCAAGAGCAAGGGCAUUCAAUAUAUGAGGACAACUUCUUUGCUUCGCUCGAACUCCUGGAAAACGCACCGUUCACAGUGUACGUCAUUGAGCAGAAACGCGGCGAUUUCGUUUUAGUACCUCCAGAAGCCGCACAUCAGGUGCUAAACAAAGGCGGCGUCACCAUCAAGGUGUCAUGGAACAGAGUCACAGUCGAUUCAUUGCGGAGAUGCGUGGAUCGAGUUCUUGCCGAAUAUCAGGCGCACAUGCGGCCUGAGAUAUAUCGUAUCAAAGCACUCGUACACAAUACUUUGCUCUCGAUGACAAAAAAAGCUGUGGACAUGCAAAACGGACCUGACGAAAGAUCUGUUGAGGACUUUAGAUCUGUAAUCGAGUGCUUUGCCGCCGUGGUGAAGGAGGAAUGGAUAGAGGGGUCGCCUGAACAUCUACCAACCCGGUGGAGCGAUGCAGAUCAACCGCAUUCUCGGACAUGUGAUUUUUGUCGAGCAGACAUUUGGAAUCGGGGCUUUACCUGUAUAAAAUGUGCUCACCUACCUGACGUAUCCGGAAAGGGGGAAGAGGUUGCCUCUGCUCUUCCGCAAAAUGCACGAAGAUCUGAAGUUCAGACUGUGGAUAUCGAGCAUAUUUUGAUGAACAGAAAGAGAGCUCAAACGGGAAUAAUCGAACCAAUCAAGGGUAACCCGUUUGGCCAGAUCUUCAGUCCUAUGGAAAGCGAUUCGCAAAGUCAUGCACCUUCAACAUCACCCAGGAAGGCCAAUCGAAAUGGCACAGUCGCGCAGGAAGGCCUGUUAACGGCCAAGAAUUCUACACUGGAAGUCACCAACGGUAGCGAACAAGCUGAAGCCAACAACAGCCCACUUCCGCCAAUACCAGAGAACGAUGACGCUACAGCAUCUAGUCAUGGCGAGCCUAGGAUACAGCGGGUCCGCAGGGACCGUAACAAGAAACCUGACGAGCCAAAUGCUAACGGUACCUCCUUUGUUGGGAAUGGCCAAGUAGACAACAGCAGCACUGUCAAGCAAGUUAGCACUGAAAACAGGGCUCCGACGUCCACUCCAGCGAUAUCAAUGAAGGAGUCAAAUUCUUCCACAGCUACGAUUGUUGGGAAAAAUGAGCAGGAGAACCGCUCCCAAAUUGAGCUAGAAGACGAGUUUGAUAUAUGUCUGGGGUGUUACGCACGUGGUCGGAGUUGCCCUCACGAAAAGGCCAUGACCUUUCAUCAGUAUCUCCCUAUGCAAACAUUGAAGAGCCAAUUGGAGGAAGCUGUAAAAGCGUACAAUCGCAUUUGUAAAUCACCCGAAGGGCAUCUCUCCAAAGAGUGGAUAGAGGGGAUCUUUAAUGGCUCGAGCAAUGUUCUGCCAACCGCCACUAUCGCAUAUCAUAUAUAUCUUUUCCGCACUGGGAGAGAGCAUGCCAGAUCAAAAUGCUGUCACGCUUGUCGUUCUUCGGUGGGGUCGCCUCCAUGGACUUUCGCGUCUGACGCUUGCGGAACACCUUACUGUGCGCGGUGUCUCUGGAACAGAUUUGGUCUCCGGCUCUUUGAUGUCAAAAAGGACCGAAACUGGGUAUGCCCGAAAUGCAAUCACAACUGCAACUGCUUGAACUGCCUCAAACGAUGGGACAGCAGCAAACCAAUUCCGUUCCCCAUUCCUACCGGAGACAUUAUCUUCGUGUGUGAACAAGGGCACUAUUUAGAACACCGACAUUCUAAUGUUCUUGUUUACGAUAAGCAGUACCCAACUGGUCCCAUGUUCAAGGAUAACAAAUUCGUAGUGGAGCCUCCUCCGGCUCUGUUCAAACGAGACAUUGUUGGAAAAAUCCGAAGAGGCGUAAAAAGAGUUGCGGAAGAAGUACUGUCUGCGAUCACCCCAUCCAAGAAAGUGAAAUCUUCUGACUUGGCGUUGGAACCACGAUCAUCACGACGGAAGUCGAUCAAAACGGAGGCGAUGAUAUCACCAAGCGCUACGACACCCACUACCGCCAAAAGGAAGAUGGUACAGACUAAAAGUGGCCGAAAAGUACCCCAACUCCCACCAACCAUCUGGGCACCGGUGCCGGAAGAAGAGAUCGAUAUGGAGUAUCAUCCGCCUACGAAUACCAAGCGACCACGUCAGCCAUCGACCUCCGCGCGCAAGGGCAACCCAUCUACUACUUCGCACGAUGGUGUAAAUCCACCACACUCCGCUGUCGACGUACAUAAAAUGGGACCUCCACCUCCCACCUACAUUCGCAAAACUAAGACUCCACGGUUGAAACUUCAGACGGAGGAAGGGCCAGAUAGAUCUUGUCGUGAGAUUCUUUCCAAGAUGGACCUCGAUCCCGCAUUUUUGAAAGAGUACUUUGUGGAAAGCAUGAGCUUGUGCCAGGAGCGAGGACCACUGUGGGCUGGCGUGCACGCAGAUGAUACUUACAAGGAGAUGCUGGGGUUGGCCAAGAGAUGAUAUCCCUGUCUGACCUAUUAUUUCAGGUGUCGGAUAGCGGCAGGUCGGCUGGAAUCGUGCAAGUGGGUGUCUAUGAAUGGAAUUGGCGGAAGACCAAUGUCUAUAAGCGUGCUGUGUGAUAUCAAUGCAGUGAAAGCACCGCGGCACUUGAAGUAUUCAUUGAUCAAGAAUGAUCAGGGCAAUUUGCCGGUGCUAACGAGGAAACUACAGCUCAAUGACACUGCCAGCACAGAGCCACACAUUUAGUGUUCCUUAACGAUGUAGAUAUUUAUUGAGAUCAUUAUUCAGUACCAAAUCAUUCUUUUCAUGUAUGUAUGCAACAUGAGAUGUCCCUUGUUUAAGCAGCAAGGAUGGUCGAAA